GCGCUCGGCGCGGCGGGGCGAUGGCGGAGGAGUCGAAGCGCGCUGGCUCGGAGUCGGGGCCGGCUUGUCAGGCCGCGGCCGCCGCAGACGCCGCGGAGUCCUCCCUGCCGGCCGCCGAGGUGGCCCCGAGGUCGUCGCGGGCGGAGGAGCAGGGCGGCAAGUGCGUGUUCUGCCGCAUCGCCGGCCGGCGGGAGCCCAGCACCGAGCUGCUGCCCUGCGAGAAUGAAGACCUCGUUUGCUUCAAAGAUAUCAAACCAGCAGCACCUCAUCAUUAUCUUGUGGUGCCAAAGAAGCAUCUUGGAAACUGUAGAGAGCUAAAGAAAGAUCACAUAGAACUGGUUGAGAGCAUGGUAGCUGUUGGGAAAACCAUUCUUGAAAGGAAUAAUUUCACUGACUUCAAAAAUGCAAGAAUGGGUUUCCAUAUGCCUCCAUUCUGCUCCAUUUCUCACUUGCACCUUCACGUUCUGGCGCCUGUUGAUCAACUUGGCUUCUUAUCAAAGUUGGUUUAUAGAGUGAAUUCCUAUUGGUUUAUCACAGCUGAUUGUUUGAUUGAAAAACUAAGAACAUGAAAAUGUCAACAGUGGAAGAUUUUCCUAAUCUUGGCUCAACAUAAACUAAUAUUUUGGUCCCUUUGAAGUCUAAUUAUAAUUGUAAGGUUUGUUGGGUUUUAUGAGAGGCUAUUACUGGCUGCUAGCCUUAAAUCUUUUCUGAAUGUUUGUUUCCUGAGAUCUGUGAUACAGUUACUUGGAUACUCUGUCAUUGACUUUUUUAUUUUAAUGGUUACUUGUUUAAGGUUUAAGAUACCAUGGAUAAAAUCCCAUUAAAACAAAUUCCAUUAAUCAGGAAGGGCUAUUUUUUUACAAACAGUUCGAACAUUUUCAUUCUCAAUAGUCUAUUAUAAUAGUGAUUUAUUUAUGAAGAAUAAACUGGUAUGGAAAGUAUUUUGUUGGAGCCUUUAUUAUUACAAAGGAGAAAAGGGGAUUAACCAUUUCUUGACAGUUAUAUAAUUGUACACACAAAAUUUCAAAAUGAAGAGUACCAUACUACAUAGUGAUUUCUGUUCUUGUUGAAGGAAAGAAUUGUAUGUGUGUAAUUUUUUACUCCGAUUUCAGACACUGAUUUUCACUUCUUGAAGCCUAACAUUUUUGUUAAUAAAUUGUUCCUGAAAGCUAUGUGAUAUACAUUAAGUAAUUUUUAAUGGUGAGCUUACAAGAACAAUCAAUUUGGUUAUCCAAGAGAAUUCAGUAUACUGGCAGUUUACCUGUAAGGACGUGAAUGGGGAAGAAACAUGAAAUAGUUAUACUAAUGUAUUAAAAACUGGUAGAAAUUGUUGUUUCAUGGUUUGUUUAUUGUACCAAAGGAAAAGUAGAAUUAAAAAGUGAUUAGGCCUAGCUUUUAUCAUGAAAUAAUCUUGCUUUGAAAGUACAAAUAGAUAAGCUUGGAUGAGAAAAUUUAUUUUAAUAGCUCAGUGUUAGCAUUACUGAUACAUCAUUUCGUGAGACAUGCUUCUUUAGGUUUUGUUCUGAUCUGUGGUCACAACAGUGAAUGUGAGUGAAGAGUAAGGUAGUGAUAGCUAAUACUUCACUGUGCCAGUUCAUGAAUAUAAGUGAACACGAGGACUAAAGUAUUGAUGUUAGAAUAGGCUGAGAUGAUUCAUUUUCUUGCUUAUUAUUGGCAUGAUAUUGAUAUUAAGCAUAGUUUGAAGUAAUGAAAUAGUACAAUGUUUAAUGACAACAUCUGGGAUAUUUAGUUACAACAUCUGAAAUAAAUACUCAUUCAUUUAACAAACAUUUGCAGAGUAUUUAACAUUUUGAGGAUUAGGAUAUACAGGUGAGAAAGGACAGCCUGUUUUUAAAUGCUAAUACAAGGGUCAGAUGAAACGAGUCAGUAUAGUUUAGUGUGUCAAGUGCUCUCAUGCCCACAGAAGAGGCUGUGGAAAGGAAUACAAUUUUGAGAGCAGAUGGCAGUAUAACUGAAUAUUUAAGACACAGUGGUAGGCAGGUAGACAAUGGACGUUUAGGCUAAGGGACCCACAUGUACUUUUCCUGAAUUCUUGCUCUGUUAUUAUUUACUUUACAAUUGAAGUGAAUGUUCACAUUCCAUGUGGAAGGUAGGGGCUAUGGGCUCUCAAAAUUAGAUUUCCAAGCUUUUCAGCGCUGCUUUGUUCUACCAACACAGAUUAGCAGUUACAAGUUUGCAGAAAUCAAACGACAUGUGGAAGGUAGGGGCUAUGGGCUCUCAAAAUUAGAUUUCCAAGCUUUUCAGCUCUGCUUUGUUCUACCAACACAGAUUAGCAGUUACAAGUUUGCAGAAAUCAAACGACCAGCUGCAGAAAAGGAAUUUUGUGUAUACACAACAUAUUGUACUAUGUGAACUUGCAAUGAUAAAAAUGACACUAUUAUGAUAAUAACACAUAAGAUACUUAAGAAAUUCUCAAAUGCCUUAUGGACUUCUUCAAAAAUAUGAUUAGCCAACUGAUUUAUAUAGGUUUAUACUCUGUCAUAGUUAAGUUUUCCUUCUCUGUUACUACAAUUAAAAUUCACUCAGCUUUUUCAGUAGUUAUUUAGUAACUCAGUAGCUAUACAUUAACUCAACACAAAACUAACUCAUAACUUAUCUUUAAAAUGUUUAAAGUAAUAUCAAGAGCAUUAUUCAUGCAUGUUAUGAUAUUGUUUGUAAUUGCAGAAUUGUAAAAUGAUUAGUGAGCUGUUUCAAACUGUGCUUACUUAGCUAAAAGAAAGCUAAAUAAAUAUGGAAAAAUACUGUGUCAA
Canis lupus familiaris (dog) is the source of this 2771-nucleotide messenger RNA. It is a transcript of the gene HINT3, whose product is annotated as histidine triad nucleotide binding protein 3. The transcript has 5 exons. Gene Ontology annotation, molecular function: catalytic activity. Lineage: Eukaryota; Metazoa; Chordata; Mammalia; Carnivora; Canidae. The record is from RefSeq and is a predicted model, not a curated record. The coding region runs from base 21 to 569 and encodes 182 amino acids.